AUGUGUGGGAUCUUUGGGUAUUGUAACUACCUCGUCGAAAAGACUAGAGGUGAAAUCAUCGACACUUUAGUCGAAGGGCUGGAAAGAUUGGAAUACAGAGGUUACGACUCCACCGGUAUCGCCAUCGAUGGCGAUGAACCAGAUUCCAUCGAUAUCUUUAGAGAAAUCGGUAAAGUCUCCUCUUUAAAAGAACAAAUCAAAAAGGCAAACCCAAAUAGAGAUGUCACCUAUUUAACUCACAGUGGUAUCGCACACACUAGAUGGGCCACUCACGGUCAACCAAAACAAGUCAAUUGUCAUCCUCAAAGAUCUGAUGCUGAAAAUCAAUUCGUCAUCAUCCACAACGGUAUCAUCACGAAUUUCAGAGAAUUGAAAACUUUAUUGAUGAAUAAAGGUUACACUUUUGAAUCAGAUACCGAUACUGAAUGUAUUGCUAAACUUUUCCUUCAUUUAUAUCAAACUAAUUUAAAAUCAGGUCAUGAAUUGGAUUUCCAUGAAUUAUCCAAAUUAGUCCUAAUGGAAUUAGAAGGGUCGUAUGGUUUACUUUGUAAAUCCAUCCAUUACCCAGGUGAAGUCAUCGCUACUAGAAAGGGUUCUCCAUUAUUGAUUGGUGUUAAAUCUGAAAAAAAAUUAAAAGUCGAUUUCGUCGAUGUUGAAUUCCCAGAUGAAAAUGCUGCUCAACCAGAAACUCCAAUGACCAUUAACGAACCUAAAGUCAUUAAAUCAUCUUCUUUGAAAUCCAAUAAAUCCGAUUUCCAUUCUAAAGACGGAUUAAUGCCAAUUGCUGCUAAUGAAUUCAACCUAAGGCAUUCUCAAUCAAGAGCAUUUUUAUCUGAAGAUGGUGCUCCAAAUCCAAUUGAAUUUUUCAUUUCUUCUGAUGCUGCUUCUGUCAUCAAAUACACUAAAAAAGUCUUGUUUUUAGAAGAUGAUGAUAUCGCUCAUAUCUAUGAUGGUGAAUUACAUAUCCAUAGAUCAAGAAAGGACGUUGGUGGUUCCAUGACUAGAUCUAUUCAAACUUUGGAAUUGGAAUUAGCUCAAAUCAUGAAAGGUCCUUACAAACAUUUCAUGCAAAAGGAAAUUUAUGAACAACCAGAAUCCACCUAUAACACAAUGAGAGGUAGAUUAGAUUUCGAUAACAAUUUAGUCAACUUGGGUGGGUUGCAACAAUUCAUUCCAACCAUCAGAAGAGCAAGAAGAUUAAUCAUGAUUGCUUGUGGUACUUCAUACCAUUCAUGUCUUGCCACAAGAGCCAUUUUCGAAGAAUUCUCUGAUUUACCAGUCAGUAUUGAAUUAGCCAGUGAUUUCUUGGAUAGAAAAUGCCCAGUCUUUAGAGAUGAUGUUUGUGUCUUUGUCUCUCAAAGUGGUGAAACCGCUGAUACUAUGUUUGCCUUAAAUUAUGUCAUGGAAAGAGGUGCUUUAACUGUCGGUAUAGUCAACACUGUCGGUUCCUCCAUCUCUAGAGCCACCAAUUGUGGUGUUCACAUCAACGCCGGUCCAGAAAUCGGUGUUGCCUCCACUAAGGCUUACACUUCUCAAUACAUUGCAUUAGUUAUGUUUGCUGUCUUAUUAGGUGAAGAUCGUAUCUCCAAGACUGAAAGAAGAAAAGAAAUCAUACAAGGUUUAAAAUUGAUUCCAGAACAAAUUAAACAAGUUUUGAAAUUAGAACCAAGAAUUAAACAAUUAUGUGAAAAUGAAUUAAGUGAUCAAAAAUCAUUACUUUUAUUAGGUAGAGGUUAUCAAUUCGCUUCUGCUUUAGAAGGUGCUUUGAAAAUUAAAGAAAUCUCAUACAUGCAUUCCGAAGGUGUUCUUGCAGGUGAAUUGAAACAUGGUGUUUUAGCAUUAGUCGAUGAAGAAUUACCAAUCAUUGCAUUCGGUACCAGAGAUUCUUUAUUCCCAAAAGUCGUUUCCUCCAUUGAACAAGUUACUGCCAGAAAGGGUCAUCCAAUCAUCAUUUGUAAUGAAAAUGAUGAAGUUUGGAAUAAGAAGAAGUCUGAAAACGACAAGUUUAUUACAUUAGAAGUUCCAACCACUGUUGAUUGUUUACAAGGUUUAAUCAAUAUCAUCCCAUUACAAUUAAUGUCAUAUUGGUUAGCUUCCAACAAGGGUAUCGAUGUCGAUUUCCCAAGAAACUUGGCUAAAUCUGUCACCGUUGAAUAA
Molecule: messenger RNA, 2157 nt
Organism: Henningerozyma blattae CBS 6284
Lineage: Eukaryota; Fungi; Ascomycota; Saccharomycetes; Saccharomycetales; Saccharomycetaceae
Exons: 1
Coding region: 1-2157 (718 amino acids)
Biological process (GO): UDP-N-acetylglucosamine metabolic process; fructose 6-phosphate metabolic process; protein N-linked glycosylation
Molecular function (GO): carbohydrate derivative binding; L-glutamine:D-fructose-6-phosphate transaminase (isomerizing) activity
Source: RefSeq, a predicted model, not a curated record